Molecule: messenger RNA, 8442 nt
Organism: Guillardia theta CCMP2712
Lineage: Eukaryota; Cryptophyceae; Pyrenomonadales; Geminigeraceae
Exons: 18
Coding region: 1-8442 (2813 amino acids)
Source: RefSeq, a predicted model, not a curated record
AUGGCGGGGAGGUUGAUAUGGCUGAUGCUGAUCCUGGUCACGUGCUUGGAAGGCAGUGAAGACAUGACUACUUCUGGCUUCACAAGCUUCGUGCACUCUUCCUCUGAUUGCUCCAUGGCCAGUGUCGUACGAAUGAGCUCCUUCCUUCGUUCUCGAUGCUAUCAGUCGAGGGAGGCAAGAUGGCUACUCGAGACAUGUCAGCAGGGAGUGGUGAUACGACGAUUCUGCAACGAGUCGUGCAAGUCAUGUGAAACCGAGCAAACUGUCAUCAGUUCGUGUACGCCUACCCAGGAAGGGUACUUCUCUUCUGCUAGCUGCCAAUCCACUUGGACCGCGAGACCGGACACCAACUUCUACGUACGGAAGACUUUCUUGAAUGAUGCAAAGAAUUUGAGUGAGUCGUGCUCUUCGACGCCAAUCUCUGUACUGUAUCAGAAGGAACAAGAAUGUAUCCCUGACUCAAGUGGCUAUUAUACGGUUUACCGCAUGUGCCGCAACCAGGCAUACUUACUGCAGCAGUGUCAGGAUUCAAGAUGUAAUUUCUGCUUGGAUGUCUUCUCAAGAAUUUUAGAAGUCUGCGAGUUAUCCAGUGCCAACUAUUCUACGAUACAUUCGAAGGCAGGGCAAGGCCAGACAAUCAUGUCAAGUAACAACAUUUCGAUUGCGGAAAUGCCUUGCAUGGGUUUUGUGAGCGACGUUUUGGUCCCUCAGCCAGCUAUUUCCCUGUCUGGUAGUAACAGCAAGACCAGCAUGGGAAUCGCUGACGUUGCCAUUAAUUUGGAAUCGGUAGGAAACCAAUCAGAAUCUGUCACCUUGCAAGGGAAUCUCAUGGCAAAGACAAGGUGCGGAGUCCUUUAUUACACGGACUUGCGCAUUGACCGUAUUGGGACAUAUCUUUUGAAAGUCGAAAUAGCGUUCUAUCCUUCUCAAAGCACAUUGAAGGACAUAAGGCUUACCUCUCAAACGUUCCAUGUUUCAUACGGCAAACCUCAGAGUAUUGUGAUAAAGAGCCCAGCCAGAGGUUUGAGGAUUGGCUAUCCAUUCAAACUUCAACCUGUAGUACAUGUAGUAGAUGUUGGACAAAAUCUUGUACUGAAUGCUGCCCUUGAAGUUACGGCAGUUUGCUUUCCAAGAGAUGUUUGCAGGCUCGGAUCGUGGUUCUCAAAUGGGACAUUAACUCAGAUCUAUCAAGACGUUUUGAGAUUCCGACUGAUACAGGGAUCAUCCGCGUUUCAAAACUCAAACUUGGGAAUAUACACAGCUGAUAGAUCAGCAAACAUGCUUUUUACGUCAUACCCGUUAGCGACGGCACAAAUGCGAAUGGUCUUGGGAUAUAAUCCGUACAGAAUCAAUAUGGUGAAAGCUUUGCCUUUCCCCUUGUAUGCUGGCAUUCCCAUUCAGCUCCUGAUUCAACUGUCAGCUAGGUAUGAUGAGCCGUUCGGUUGGUUUGAUCGCCGUCCGGCUGUUGUCCAGGCAACACUCUUCAGAAUCAAGUUCACAACUCACACAGAAGCGCCUUUCGAAGGCAACAAGAACGCAACAGUCGAUUAUGAUGGCCUUGCCUCCAACGAAGUGUCACUAAUGGAGGUAGACUACGUGUAUUACUUCCGCUUUACUCUUGCUUUCAACCUGGAUGGAAUAGAUAUCUCACUUCCAACUGUCCUCACGGGGACUUUUAACGUUCUUCCUGGUCCAGCAUAUGCGAUUUCUCCUUCAAACUUUAUCCCACCACGGGUCUCGAAGGCGGGUAUUGCAAUGGCUCCUCAACCGACAUUCAUCUUAGUGGACAAAUAUGGCAACCAGAACAAAUCAUGGCCUCCUCCUGUUGUGGCGUAUGCAGAAAUAUUAAAUCAGUCAGCUUUCAAUCCUUUGAGAGAUGGAGAUACGUUGCUCUUUGGAAACAGCAGGAUCAGUUUCGUCGCUGGAGUUGCUUCCUUCACAGACUUGUUGUUCAAGAGAAUCGGUAAUUUUCGCCUCAUCUUUGCGUCUCAAAACCUCUUGGGCUUCAACUUUACGCUGGAGGUGAUGUAUGGAGAUCCCUCAUCGCUCCUCCUCUUCCAGGAGCCUAGUGGACUUCUAUACUCCAAGGAGUUCGAUGUUCCGCCGAUUGUUCACGUUGUCGAUACCGGCAACAAUGUGGUGGACAAUCAGAUUUUUACUAUCACUGCAGAGCUCAUCACCAAUGGAACUUCCUUCUACUUCUGGCUACAACCGCAGAUCUCUUGGAUCCUCCAGAACCUUGAAUUCCAGCCUCUAGUCGACAACAACGAUCUGACGUAUUAUGAGCCUGCCUUGUUCUCGACGUGGGACCUUAAGUUCAAUCUGGGGGCUCUUUAUCACAUCCGAAAGGUGAUGAUCAAGUACAUGCUGACGGCAAACGGUCGGGAUAUCACUUUGACGAGCGUCCAACUGCUUUCAAACGAUGGUACUGCCCCCGUUGCCAUUUCAACCUUGUCAAACUCGCCUACGUUGAUGGAUCAGAAAUCGAACGUUUCGGCCGUUUCCAUCUUCACCAUCGGCACAGGCUCUCCGGCGGUCCAAAAGGUCAUUGUGCGAGUGCUGGGUACCAGCUCGGGCAGUGCGCCGAGAGUAUCAGGGAUCAAUUUCUUUGCUGGAUCAGUGCCGACUUUGACGACGACGACUGGAUUUCUCUUGCGGAACACAACGAUGGGAAGGCUACAGUUCUCAGGUCUGAUGAUAGAGGCCCAGCACAAGGGGUUCUUUGAUCCCCAAAGUCUCGAGGACUCGAAUGUUUCUCUAGCUCAGCCUUGCAAGAUGUCCCUGAGAUUUUCCGUUAUGAGUGCAACACAAUCCAUACGAUCCGUCACUUCCCGAUGGUUUCAGAUGUCCCACGGGCCUGUAGAGAUAAGGCCCCUCACUUAUCCUACAAGCCUUGCCUUCAAUGAGACGAUGACCCCUUCUCUUGUUGUCGAGCUGCUGGAUCAGUACGGGGUCGUUGCCACGUCCGGAAGUUACGCAAUCAGUGCCGUUCUCAUCCGCCAGUCUCGAGAACAAGCAGUGGAGGUCAACAGGUUUGACAACGUGUCUGUCAACGGAAAAGCUUCCUUCCGCAUCACGUCACUAGCUGCUGGUAACUUCAUCAUCCGCGUGACAUGUGGGUGGAUCGUGUCUGACGUCGGUCAGUUGGUUGUCUCGCCCGGUCUUGCUUCAAACCUCCUCCUUGUUCAAGAGCCGCUAGACUGGGUCGCCGGCUAUCCUCUCAACUCCCAACCCCUUCUACAAGUUGUGGAUGCAGCCAACAAUCUCGUUGAAGACGACUUCUACACAACUGUCUCUGCAAAUCUGUAUAUGAAUGGUACCAGUAUCUCAGAUGGAGAUUUUCCUUACCUUACCAAAUCUAUUCAAGGCAUUGCAAAGUUUUCAAACAUCAAAAUCAACAUUGCUGCUGACAACCUAGUCAUAGCUUUUGGAAUUAACAAUUCCAAAGUACUCAUUGCCUUCUCCAAACCUUUUCAGAUUCGCAAGGGAAAUGCUCAACAACUCCUAUUGCGUCGUAUGAUCGGUCGAUGCGUAGCCCAACAAAAAUGUCUAGAGCAGCCGAUAGUGGAUGUCAGUGACGCAGGUGGGAAUAAGAUUCAAACGUCGGGAAACUUGAGAGUCACAGUCUUUUCAUCUUCAAAUGUUGACGUCACGUCCGAUGUUCUCCCCAGAACCAAUCUGUUUCCCUUCUUCGCCGGAAGUCUCGAAUUCUCAGAUCUGAUGUUUUCCAAGAACGGGACCUUUGCGCUAAGCUUUUUGGCAGUUGAGCUCGAGCUGGGGAUUACGAGCGACUUCUUCGACGUCACCAUGGACGCGUCUAGCCUCGAGGUCAUCGUUCAACCCUCAUCAUUCCUACUGUCUGGCGAGGCAGGAGUAGCCCUUGUCCAACAGCCCCAGCUCGCCAUGUUGGACGAGGCAAGGAAGGUCGUCAGCACCAACGCCUUACUGCAAGCGAUUGUCUAUGAGAACAAUGAAACUCAAGGAGUCAGUCGCUUCUUCCCUUCAUCUCAGGACGGCAUCUUUCGCUUCACAGACCUUGUAGUGUACAAGGCGAGCAAGUGCGUUCUGAUCAAGUUCGUCGCUAUGGGGUUACCUCAGUCGGUUUCAAUGGAGGCUCUUUCACUACCUUUCGAGAUCCGAUACGGUCAAUCAAGUCGGUUGCAGGUCCUGCAACAGCCAGCAAGAUGCUCAGUGGGAGCUGAGUGCCAAGUUCCCCCGAAAGUUGCCGUCAUGGACAAGUUUGCGAACCUCAUCGAGUCGAGCGAUUCGAUCGUGGUGACAGCUUCAGUGAUCAGCGCUGAGAACGACAACCUCAUCGACCUUCUUGCUGACUUCACUCAGAGCGGAGUUGUCUUUUUCUCUCGUCUGGUACUUACGAUAGCAGGGGAAUGCUUGUUCCUGCGAUUCAGUAGCUUUCCACUCGCGUCCGCUGACUCAGAUCAUUUCCUUGUGAAACCUGCGGCCCCUUCCUCCCUCCUCCUUGUCCAACAGCCAGCUGCUCCUGCACCAGGGGAGCCGCUAGGGACUCAACCUAGAGUAGCAUUGAAGGACAAGUUUGGGAAUCUAUGCGUGGAUGCGCAAGUCAAAGUGACUGCGACCAUCGAUCACUCGUCCAGAAGCAUCUCGAUCAAGGGGCAAGAGACUGCUGGCUUUCAAGACGGAUACGCAGCUUUUACUGACUUGCGAGUUGACACCGCCGGAAGUUUUCGACUGAAUUUCACGGUGGAUGAGGACGAGGCCAUUUCCGUCGCUUCAAACCUGUUGACUCUCACUCCCUCCACCGCAUGGGACAUUAGCAUGCUCAGACAACCUGACGGAAUCAUGUCCAUGGCAAGGCUGCAGAGGAGUCCUGCCGUGGCCAUUCGAGACAAAGGAGGAAACCUGGUAGCAUUGUCAGGAGUUCCGAUAACAGUCGCACUGAGAUCGACACUUGUAUCAUUGUCACUUUCAAAUCGAACAGUUCUUACUGAGGCUGGUGUGGCUGUGUUCACUGAUAUAGUGAUCAUGGGGAAGGAGAAACAUGUCUCGCUAUCCUUCACCACUCAGAAGGGAUUGUUAGACUCUUCAUGGGCGUAUGAUGAGAUUGUUUCCGUCUUCUCAGAUCAGUUCGACGUGGCUGGUGCUCCUUACAAUCUCUCUGUGGAGAUGAAUGUAGAGAGGUAUGUGAGAGCAGGAGCACCGUUUGUGAGGCAGCCAGUCAUCAGAGUCAUCGACACAAACAAUCUCACAGCUUCUUGGUGUCCAUUUCAAACUUGUUCUGUCAAUGCUUCCUUGACAUGCAAGCUUCCUGAGUCCUGUCCGGUAUUGCAGGGCACAACCCAAGUGGUUGUUGUGAAGGGACUGGCGAUCUUCACGGACUUGUCUUUGCUCAACACAAACAAUGGACAAACAUUCAGGAUCAUGUUCACUUUGAAUGAGACGAUUUCCGCUCUCUCGUCAAAUUUCACCGUAUUGCCUUCAGAUCCACAUCGAAUCUCUGUAGAGUCCAUGCCUUCACAGAAUGACAUUCUAUCGGGAAUUUCCUUCAAAGUUCAGCCUCGACUUUCACUUGUAGAUUCAUAUAAUAACCUCGUUCCUGUCUCAACCUGGAUGUCGUGUAAGCUCCUACAAGCAGGGACAGCUCGGUCACAGUUUCUGAUCUAUGGGAAUUCGAACAUCUCGGUUGUCAAUGGAUAUGCUCAGUUCACUGACUUGUACUGCAAGGCUGCGGGAGACGGAUUUACCCUGCUGUUCUCGACUCCUCUCCUUGAGCCUGUACAAUCAGGUGUGUUCAGAGUGACUGCUGCUUCAGAGCCAAGCUCCCUCGCCUUCCUGCAGUCAGCUCAAGGGUUCCGAUCCUCCGCUCCCUUCCGCAUCCAACCGUCCUUGACGGCCGUUGACGCGGGAGGGAACCUGGUGCCGGUGAAUGAAGGGAGGGUAACGGCUCAGUUGCUCUUAACUCAACCCGCUGCGGAUGUGACACUUGUGGGCACCAGCUCAGCAACUUUCUUGAAAGGAGUCGCUGCAUUCACAGACUUGGCGGUAAGUUCUGCCUCGAGUGUGGUGAAAGCACAACUUCUGUUUGCCUCCAGCAAUUACGAUGCACAACUCAAGUCUGACUACUUCAAUGUUUCCGACUCGGCUGGAGCCCGUAGCCUGACUUUAGUGCAACUCGUCUCAAAUGAAAAUCUUGCCAAUGCAAGUUUUGCUAUCCAGCCCAAGGUUGCCAGUAUGGACAUCAACGAUGUUAUCGUAGACGUGGAGAACACCAUCCCUGUCAAUGUCUCGAUACUUUCAUCACAAAGCUGUUGUGGAUACGUAGGUUACGACUACGCGGAUGCAAAGAUCUAUGGAACAACCUCAAUUCUACUUGAAAAGGGAAUUGGAACAUACACGGACUUGAGAAUCGACAAGGUUGGAAGACAUUUACUGCAGUUUUUUUGCAGGCUACGUGAUGGCUCGAUAGUUCAAAGGACACAGUGGAUAUACAUCCUGAUCAACACACCCUCGCGCAUUGAUCUCUAUCAGAUCACUGCAGCCGCGAGCACUGGAGAGCCUUUGUCAAUUCAGCCGGCAGUGAUUGUGGUGGAUGCAGGAGGCAAUCGAAUCCGGGAUCAGCGACAAGAAGCCUCGGUAGCUACAGUGACAGCAGCGCUCUUCAUGCCCGACAUCUGCCGGUCGAUGCCUCAAUGCUGCAGCACCAGCGCCAGCACUUGCAUCAGUCUUCAGCUCAACGGCUUGCUGGGGCAGACAGUCCAACAGUUCGAUCAAGGUGCGGUGAGGUUCACAGACCUUCACAUCGACAACCCGGGCCUGUGGUCCAUCGUCUUCAUCACCGAUGGGAUCUUGCCUGCAGUUGUCGCCAUCACAGUCCAACAGGGAUCUGCUGUUCAGCUCAUCGUUUCUUCUCAACCGAUUUCAGUUGCGGCAGGCAAGACGUUCUCGUGCGCUGCAGGUGUCGCCGAUGCCGGAGGAAAUAUUAUCAAAACUCUUAGCGGGAAUUCAUACCCAGUGAGAAUCAAUCUGAACUCAAGCAACCAAGCGUUGAUGGAGACACAAGACAUCGGUGUCGCCACCUUCUCCCAAGUCAGAAUCUGGACUGUUGGGUCUUGUUAUCGGAUUGUUUGGUCUUGUGAUGGAUUGAAAGAAGCAGUUUCCGACAUCUUUUCAGUUUAUCCUGGCAUACCAUAUGGUUUAAAAUUCCUGCAAGAACCGCUGCCUUGCUCGCUCCAGGGAUUUGUUGCAGGAACAACAGUAUGCAAGCAGCCAAUCUUGCAUAUUGUGGACGAGGGAGGGAACAACGUCAUUUCAUCAUCAUCUUACUUCCAUGUUUCAUUGUCGGAUUCCAAAGGCAAGGAUGUCACCGCAGCCUUAUCAGGGAAUCUCAUGGUGGAGUACGUCAACGGGCAAGCGUCUUUCAAGGAUUUGCGUGUUAUGUCUGUUGGAACAUUCUAUUUCAACUUUUUCACUACCAACGGAGCUGGGUUUCAAAUGUCCUCCACAGCUUUCUCGGUAAUCACUGGAUUGGCAAAAGCUCUACUUGUCAUCGUUCAACCCAAUUUGGGUUCACCUGGCUAUCCGUUUUCUCAACAGCCUGAGAUUCAAGUAGUUGAUGACGGCUACAACGUGGUUGCAAACUGGACAGAUCACAUAAGAGCUGAGUUACUCAAAGGAAGCAAAACGUCAUUUCUCAUGUUCUUCAACAGCAGCAGACCCGAUUGUCGAGUCGAUGUUGACGGCCAACUUUGCGAGAAGCAGCCAGGCGAGGUUUUGACUGCAGAGGUCAAAGAUGGCCAUGCUUCCUUUGCAGGGCUACGCAUCGAUAGAGCAGGGCAAGACUACACCAUUCGCUUCUCAAGUCUGAACCUCAAGUCUGUCGAUUCCUUGCCUGUUAUUAUCACCACAGGCCGUCCGUCAAGGUUAGCUAUUCUCAUCGAACCCUACGGGGCGAUGGCAGGAGAGUACAUCUACUCGAGGCCAUCUGUACUGGUCGUUGAACGAGCCAACGAUGUCAUCGUUCAACUGGCGAUUAUCUAUGACGGCUAUGGGGCUUCUGAGAUAAUGGAGUUGUCGUCAAAGAGUUCAAUCACAAGGAAUGGGAUAGCAGUCUUCACAGAUAUAGUCUUUUCACAGCCUAGAAUGACAUACAAGAUCCGUUUCACGGCUCCGUCCCUCUUCUCUGCAGACAGCGAGACCUUCGAAGUUUUAGGACCGACUAAGAUCAAGGUGAUCUGGUCGAAUGAUCUUGUUAUCAAAUCUGGGGUUGCUUUCAGCGUUCAACCCCAAGUUGUAUUUCUUGACUCGCAUAACAACUCUAUCCCAACGCAUCAAACUGCAAAGGUACUUGCUGAGAUCAAAAUCGGUAGCGGUUCAAGAAAUGGAAUGAUUUUUGGAAAUAAGUUUGCUGUUGUGCAAUCGUAUCCCGACCAAGUGAGCAAACUCAACUUCAAGCUGCUUGACUAA